GUAGGAGGUGCACUUUAAAUCAGGCUAGACAAGUGUUGGGGGAGUUGGGGGGGAGUGUGUGUGUGAUGCUACAACCUCCUUAUAAAGGGACUCUCUCUCACGUUGUGGCUUGGAAAUUAGAGCACAUUGCCUAAAAUUGAGGUCUCCACACUCUCACACACGCCGAGUCACCGAGAGCCGCUGCCAUGAACUGGAUGAACGCUGAGGAGACGCUCCGCAGGGCCGAGACGCCUCUCUUCUGGGUCGGCGCGUUCACUGUGGCCUCUCUGGCGCUGUGGCUGCUCUACAGGCUGCUCUCAGGCUUUAGGAUCUGGGUCUUGGGAAACGGGCAGCUGCUCUCUCCGAAGCUGGGCAAAUGGGCAGUUGUGACGGGAGCCACGGAUGGAAUCGGGAAAUCCUAUGCGGAGGAGCUGGCACGUCGAGGAUUUGCCAUGAUGUUGAUCAGUCGCUCCCAGGACAAGCUGGAUGACGUGGCAAAGUCACUUGAGGACCAAUUUAAAGUGGAGACCAGGACCAUUGCAGUUGACUUUGGCAAGACGGACAUCUACCAAAAGAUCGAGGCAGGGUUGACUGGUCUUGAGAUAGGUGUUCUUGUCAACAAUGUUGGCGUGUCCUACGCCUACCCUGAGUACUACCUUCAUAUUCCUGAUCUGGACAAUUUCAUCACAAACAUGAUCAACGUCAACAUGACCUCAGUGUGCCAGAUGACCCGCCUGGUGCUGCCUAGAAUGGUUAAGAGGUCCAAAGGUGUCAUCCUGAACAUCUCUUCUGCCAGUGGCAUGUACCCCCUCCCUCUGCUUACGGUCUAUUCUGCCUCAAAGGCCUUUGUGGAUUUCUUCUCUCGCGGCCUCCAGGAAGAAUACAGGCGUCAUGGCAUCAUCAUUCAGAGCGUGCUGCCCUUCUUUGUGGCCACUAAAAUGACUCGUAUCAGGAAGCCCACCCUGGACAAGCCCACCCCAGAGCGCUAUGUGGCAGCUGAGCUUGCCACUGUGGGUCUGCAGGGCCAGACCAAUGGCUAUUUCCCCCAUGCUGUCAUGGGUUGGCUGACCACCAAGCUUGUGCCUAUCAACCUUGUCAUCUUCUUUGGAGCCCAAAUGAACCGUCAGCAGCGUACCGGAUACCUGCAGAGAAGGAAGCUGCGGGAGCAGAGGAACGGACUACUUCAGAAGAAGGACUAGGAGACUAGCUAACCGAUCUGCGGGCGGCCACUGUGCCCUGAACCGGUGCAGCGUCUAAGGAAAGGAAAUAUUCUCUUUUGUGUCUCUAUGGUUUAUCGUCAAGGUUUGCCUGAUAUGUUACGUUUGCACCUUCAAUAAAUGUGCACAUGUGUAUGACUUUGUGUUUAAAACGAACUCUGAUCUGGUAUUUGUUUGGAAAGAAAUGGCCAAAGAAGGCAGGAGCUGAAGUGAUUAU
This is a messenger RNA of Etheostoma cragini (Arkansas darter), 1413 nucleotides long. It is a transcript of the gene hsd17b12a, whose product is annotated as hydroxysteroid (17-beta) dehydrogenase 12a. Lineage: Eukaryota; Metazoa; Chordata; Actinopteri; Perciformes; Percidae. Bases 186 to 1178 code for a protein of 330 amino acids. The transcript has 11 exons. The record is from RefSeq and is a predicted model, not a curated record. Gene Ontology annotation, cellular component: endoplasmic reticulum. Gene Ontology annotation, molecular function: oxidoreductase activity.